CCGCGCCAUGGAGCCGCCGCAGGGAGGUCCGCCCGCCGCCGCGCCGGCCGCGCGCCCGCUCGUCAACCCCGACGAGUACGGCGAGGUCGACACUUCCAGGUACCCGGCUCCGAAGGAUGCCACGAACAAGGUGCGCGGCCGCAGCGACCUGCUGGAGCUGAUGUGUGGCGCGGGUGCCGUGGACCCGGAGCUGCUCACCGUCAAGACUUUCUACUUCUUCUUCUACUCGGCGUUCGGCUCAUUGUUCCCGCUGAUGGGCGUGUACUUCAAGCAGAUGGGUAUGAACGCGGGCCAGUGCGGCUUGCUCAUUGGCACGCGGCCCUUCGUGGAGUUCCUGUCGGCGCCCUUCUGGGGUGGCCUCGCCGACCGCUGGCAAAAGGGGCGCACGCUGUUACUGGCGUCGCUCGGCGCCUGGAUCGUGUUUACGCUGCCGCUGAGCUGGGUGCAGCCAGGGGCCGUGUCCUGCGUGCACCCGCUGAACGCGACCGCCUACAACCUGACGGAGCCGCGCUACGACGAGGAUUGGCCCAGCAGCACCACGCGCGCCUUCCGCGGGCCGCCCGGCGCCGGCCGCGAGGGCUCGCCGCUGCCUGUCAGCGACGCGCUCAACUACGACGCUAAGGCCAACAGCGACUGGGUGACGCCGCUGCAUUCCUUCAUCGUGUACCGCACCCCCGACAUCCAGAAGACAUUCUUCCUACUGCUCUUGCUGGUGGUCAUCGGCGAAUUUUUCAGCGCGCCCGCCAUUACCCUCGCGGACUCUGCCGUCAUCACGCUCCUCGGCGAGGACGCUGACAGGUACGGACACCAGCGCAUGUUUGGUUCGCUGGGUUGGGGGCUGGCCAUGUUCUUCGUGGGUAUCGCACUGGAUCACAGCACGGCCUUCAGCUCGCACCCGUGCGGCGGCCCGCAGCGCUUCGAGAAGAACUACACCAUCUGCUUCGCAACGUUCUCAGUGCUGAUGGGUGCCGCGCUUAUCACCGCCACGCAGAUACGGUUCAAGUACGAGUUCGUGAGCGUGGAGGCGGCGGCGCCGCCCGCGCCCGCCGAGCCCACGCACGAGGAGAAGCUGCAGCAACAGCUGGCGGAGCAGCUGCAGCUGCCGGGGCUGGACACCAGCGCGCCCGCGCCGCGCCAGCCCGUGCUCGAGCAGGCCAAGGUGUUCGCGCAAACGACGCGCGAGAUGCCGGAGUGGGUGACGGUGCUGCGCCAGUUCCAGAACGUGAAGGCGGCCUCGUUCCUGUUCGUAGCCUGGUUCAUGGGCUUCGGCAUCGGUCUCAUCUUCACCUUCCUCUUCUGGCACUUGCAAGAUAUCGGCGGGUCUCCGACACUGUUUGGCGUGGCAUCCGUCAUCAACCACAUCUCAGAGAUAUUCGCCUACUUCUUCAGCUUCAAGUUGAUCACGCAGAUGGGACACGUAAAGGUGCUGUGCCUGGGCCUGGCGGGCAACGUGCUGCGCUUCCUGUACAUCGCGUGGCUGAGCGACCCCUGGUGGGUGCUGCCCUUCGAGUUCGUGCAGGGCGUGACGCACGCCGCCGUGUGGGCCGCGUGCUGCUCGUACAUCGCGCACGGCGCGCCGCCACGCCUGCGCUCGUCGGCGCAGGGCGUGCUGCAGGGCCUGCACCACGGCCUGGGCCGCGGCUGCGGCGCCGUGCUGGGCGGCGUGGCCGUGGCCAAGUGGGGCACCACGCGCACCUUCGCGGGCUACGGCCUGCUGUGCACCGUGGUGCUGGCCGCCUUCGCCUUCGUGAACUUCCGCGGCGAGCCGGAGGCGGCGGGCGGCGCGCCGGACGACGAGGCGCGCGCCGUGGCGGAGGCGGGCGUGCUGGCGCCGCACGGCGUGCCGUCCAACCCGCUGCCGCGCGCGCUGUCGUCCACGCGCCUGGCCGACCUGGCGCACCACGACUCGUACGGCGCCACGCAGAGCUACAGCGGGGCGGAGUCGCUGAGCGUGCCGGGCCAGGCGGCGGCGCCGCGGCCCUCGAACCCGUUCCUGGCGGAGCAGGCGGCGCCGGCCUACAGAUAAGCGCCGCGACGCCGACUCUCCACUGUCCUAUGUACAAAGUCGUUGAGGAGCAGCCCCGCGCCCUCGCCCCUACUCUGUAUAUUGAUAUCGCUGCUUCUGUGUGCUCAGCGCUCUCUCGCUGUAGUCAGUCGGGGUAUCUGUGUGUAUUACUGUAAUUACUGGUAUAUAUGUAUAUUUAUAAGGUGGAACGCGAUGUCAUAUCAAGGUGUGAUGUAGUCGAGGGCAGAGGUAAUUCACUUCUGAAGUAUUAUUUUGUUGAUAAAGUAACAGAUAGAUAUUCUUAUUACGAAGCUAUAUGUAUACAAUUGAAGUUUGUUGUGAGGAUGUGCUCCUGCACCGGUUAUAUAUUUUUGCACAGUCUGUAGCGGGGAGUGCCAACACUUUCCAUUUCAUGUGUAUAAUGAAUAAAUAAAUGUUGAACUAUUCACCA
Spodoptera litura is the source of this 2456-nucleotide messenger RNA. RefSeq names its product major facilitator superfamily domain-containing protein 6 jef (gene jef). Lineage: Eukaryota; Metazoa; Arthropoda; Insecta; Lepidoptera; Noctuidae. The record is from RefSeq and is a predicted model, not a curated record. Gene Ontology annotation, cellular component: membrane.